Acanthopagrus latus (yellowfin seabream) is the source of this 1565-nucleotide messenger RNA. RefSeq lists its product as uncharacterized. The transcript has 4 exons. The record is from RefSeq and is a predicted model, not a curated record. Gene Ontology annotation, molecular function: sequence-specific DNA binding. The coding region runs from base 303 to 1103 and encodes 266 amino acids. Lineage: Eukaryota; Metazoa; Chordata; Actinopteri; Spariformes; Sparidae.
CAACACAGCACUGUAGCGUGUAUGACUCAAAAUGAAUAAAAAAAGUAGUUAAAACAGUGUGUUUGUGCAAGUAGCUACACACUGGUUUGUUUACAGCCCUGUCUUCCGGUAGUCCAAACAAGUCGAUCCGUCGAGCUUGCGCUUACUCCCUCACUGACAGAGACGAAAACUUGAAUUUUUGCAUAAAGAAACGUAUUCCAGCAUUUUUGUUUUUCUGUUCAUACAUUACUGACCCUGUAAGAACAUUGGUAUGUUUGGUCAUGAACCUAUUCACUCUGCACUGAAAGCUCGCUUGUCUACGCAUGCUCAUGGUUCUUGCAGAGAGGAGAACCUCGUUUGUCAGUGAAGAUCGACGCAGAGCUUUGAUGGGAUUGCAGCAGGUCUAUUUCGUGAAAAUGGUUCGAGUCUGUGCAGUGCCCAAUUGCGACAAUAAAAUGAAGAAGUAUAAUCGUCUAAGCUUUCAUCGUUUGCCUCUCUAUGACCCCGAAACAUUGCCUUUGUGGCUGGUCGUUCUUCAAAUUGACGUGCAAACUCCGUUUCAAGUUCUCAGAAAAAGGGACUACAGAGUGUGCAGCGAACACUUUGAUGAAGAUGACUUCAGUCCGACCAGUGAAAAAUGUCGACAUUUGAAGAAAAAUGCGGUUCCAAGACCUGUAGCAAUUACAACUGAGCAGGACAACUUGGAAAGGGACAGACCACCACACCAGAUCGGAGACACGGUUUCUGAUGUUGUCCAGCCUGGUGAAGACAGCUUGUCCGAGACCACCUAUAAUACACCUGAGACGUCCACUGCAACAAUGGAGAAAGCACCUCUGCAGCACAUUGUUGACAAAGAGGCCAUCCUGCAGCUGAUGAAGAAUUGCCCGAUGUGCGACAGAAAGUGCCGCUGUACCAAACACAGUCGAGGUCCUUACUUCAUAGUUUACCAGAGCUGUUACUUCUGCCAUUAUCAACGCAAGUGGGCCAGCCAGCCUGAAGCUCUAAACAUGAACAUUAAUAAAGCACACACAGGGCCCAAGGGGAAAAAUCAGCCAAAAGAGAAGGUGUGUGUAAAUGCCAAAGCUAAGUCAUCACAGCUCAAAAAGCUGAAAAAGCUUACAUGACCCAUUAAGGACUUGAGGAGCCCAGUGUUAACUGUGGCUUACAUGAAUCUUGGGCGCAGAACUAGUGUCAGAUGUGCCUUAAAGUGGAGCAUUAUAAGGCAGCUGGAUUUGCUUAAUGAUGACAAACAAAACUAUAAAGAAGAAUUGCCCCUGAGUUUACUUAUUGAGUUGGAAAGAAGUGCCAGCUGGUGCCAGCAGUGCAGAACACACAGCAAAAAGAGCGCUGACAGACAGCCAUGAUGUUGACUGACAGCCAACUGUUGUCCUGGUGUAUCAGGACGUUCGGUAAACUGAGAGGAAUUGCUCAGCAGUCACAAUCACUUACUAUUUCACUUUGGUAUGUUUAGGCUUACUUUCAUCGAAGCUGGAAGCAUUUUUGUUUAAUGCCCUUAUAUAUUGUUCCUUGUUAAAGUGACAAUCUCUGUAUAUUUUUAUUUCAAUAAAAGCUGCAGUCUGUAACUA